CGUGGGGAAUGCCCCGUGGAGGGCAAUGGCAACAACCACCGCAAGGUGCAGGGGCCAACGGGGAAGGAGAGCUGCCUGCGGGGGGGCAGCGUCCUCUGCACGUACAUCGUACGUUGCUGGCACUGCACCAAACAUGCAUGCGGGGGUGGUUGGAGGCACGUCCACGAACUAUUAUUCAAGACCGCCUGCUGCGAACAUGGUUGGAGGUCUGUCGCAGCCCAUGCCUUUGGAUGCUGCAUUUAGCAGUCAUGAUGGUCGUCGUCUUCAUGUGCACGAUUCCGAAAUCAGUAUCCCAGAGCCUUCUCAAGUGGUUGCCGACCUCGGCGAGGAUAUGGACAAGCACGACGCUGGAAUGGGCAACAUGUGGGUUGGUGCAUCUGCCGACAUAGCUGGUACGCAAAGCAUGGGUAAUGUCAUAGUGGACCUCACCGAUGUGGCAAAACGGAUGACGCGGCGGGCGGUAGGACUUCUGCUAAUAUUUGAACGUGAGUUCUAUGAAGCACUGCAAUCAUGGAAGCUUGCGAAAGCAGAUGGGCUGAUGCACAGUGUGAAUCUUGAAGGAGCGUCGUCGAGCAUAGACAUGGAUGACGAAGACAUGGGCGGUGGGGAGGACACAGGUGGUGCUCGCCGGAAAGCAGACAACGACAGUGGUGAUGUAGUGAAAUUCGCUCGAAGUGGUGGGGGUAGAGGGCACCUGAGACAUUCGCCGUCGGAGAGUUCUGUAGAGGAAGGGAGGGGAGGCACAUUCGCAGAUGUCGCCUAUGCUCUCGUCGAUGUCACCGACAGACAUACCGAUAAGUUGUCUUGCAGUUUUGUGGAUGUCAUGGUUGGAAUCAACAAGACCAUGGCAGAUGGGAACAACACGCUAUUGCAGUGUUUUGCGAUGUUGUCCGGUUCGUUGUUUCUGGAGGCGGCGGGGUGGAGAGGAAGAAGGCGGUCGAGAGGCACGAUCCUGGCGUUCCAUCCGUAUAAGGUGGGCGGUCUGGAGGUCCUCGAUGGUGAAUUGGGAGGGGUCGAGAGAGGCAGUGUCGAAGUCGUCAUCGGAGGUGGGUUGAGUGGUGUCGUUAUGGAAAAAGAGGGGGCGGGAGGGAGCGGGCGCGGACUGGUGAUGGGGGUGGAGGAGUCGAUUGUGGUGAAGCAUGCAAGAGAGGAGGUCAGCAAGGGGCAUGUCGGGUUCGUGGGCAAGGGCGGUGGCAAGAUCUUUGUGGCAUACUCGCUUGAUGCGGGAGAUGAACGCAAAGUCGGGAAUGACGGUGGUGGGGAGGUGAUGGCGGAGAGAGCGGAUGUAUUGGACGAAGCGGUCUGUGGGACCGGUUUGGCGGAGGUGGCAGAAUUGUUCGAGGUAGUCGUCAAUGGUUUUCUGGGGGCGGAAGGUGGCAGCGAGAAGUUUGGCCCAUUGGAGGAAGGAGUGACGUGGUCCUCCAGAGGCUCGGCGGUUGCUGACUUUAGUCAUCCACCAUUUGGCGGCAUUGCCAAGGAGGCGGGCGGUGGCAAUGGGGAGCCAGUGGGCAAGGGGCAUGUGGUGGAGGUGAAAAGAGUUCUGGAGCUGGGAGGUGGAGGGAACGGGACAAUGGUGGAGGUUGAAGGGUUGAUGGAUGUGGUGGUAGAGGUGGUAGGAGUGGAGGAGGUCGGAGGGGGGGUGUUGCUGGAGGCGGUUGUGGAGGAGGGAGUGGUUUGCACUGUGGAGGUUGGAGUGGUUUGCACUGUAGAGGAGGGAGUGGUUUGCGCGGUGGUGACGACCGUAAUGGAGGGGAUGGUCCCUUCGAGCGUGGUGACGCGGUCGCAUAUGGACGACAUGUUGGCCUUUAUGUCGUCGAGAGAGGCGGUGACGGAGAUUCGAAUGGUGUUGAGUGCGUGGAGGAUGGCGGAGAGGUCGAGGGUGGCGGUGUUUGCUGGUGGUUGUUCGCCUGCGAGGUUGCGGGCGAUGCUAUCAACUGAGUCGGUGCGGAUGUCAGACAUGUUGAUGGAGGAUGCGGCCAUGUCAGGGGAAGAGGGGGUGGAGGACGUGGCCUGAACGGCUGUGGAGGAUGCCGCAGCAGCGGUGGUGGCGGCAGCAGCGGCGGUGUCGGCGGUGGCACGUUGGGAGUUCUUGGUUCGGCGUGGUGGCAUGUGGAGGGGGGGGGGGAAUCCCUUAUUUAUUUAUCAAUAAAUUCAAAAAUAAAGA
Molecule: messenger RNA, 2164 nt
Organism: Chara braunii
Lineage: Eukaryota; Viridiplantae; Streptophyta; Charophyceae; Charales; Characeae
Source: the annotation of a GenBank genome assembly